UCAAAUAAUGAAAUUUGAGGAACUCGAAUUUGACUCAAAUACAACAUGUACAGUGUGUGUAUAUAUAUAUAUAUAUAGGGGCACACAACUUGGCUCAAUGGUAUACCAUUCGACUGCUCUCGUGGCUCUCACUGUAAUUGCUGGAGGGAAACAGAGAAAGAAAGUUCGAUUGUGUGUGUGUGUGUGUGUGUCAGUGGUGAGAAACAGAGGGAUUGGUAGUGGGAAGAGAUGGGAAGGCUGUUUGUGAUCACUCUCGAAGGAAGCUUCUAUAGCUGCAAGCACUGCCGAACACACCUUGCCCUUUCUGAAGAUACUCUUUCCAAGUCUUUCCACUGCAGACAUGGAAAGGCUUAUCUCUUCGACAAAGUCGUGAAUGUCACAGUUGGAGAGAAAGAGGAGCGCAUGAUGAUUACUGGAUUGCACACGGUUGUUGACAUUUUUUGUGUUGGAUGCUGCUCACUUGUGGGAUGGAAAUAUGAGGCUGCACAUGAGAAAAACCAGAAGUACAAGGAGGGGAAAUUCAUCCUUGAGAGGUUUAAGAUGUUGGGUCCUGAUGGAAGCAACUACUUGUCAAGUCAGGAAGCUCAAGCUGUUGGAAGCGAUGCUGAUGAUGCCUGAUUAGCCAUUCACUAUUAAAGUAAAUCUUUUUUUGUUGUACAUUCUCUGCCCCCCAUGUUCUUGUUUUGAUUCUGCUGCUAUCUUGGUUCAGAAUUGGUAUUUGUCUCCGCUUUCGUAGACCAGUUUUGCAGAUAGUAUUAGAACACAAUGCCGUUUCUCUAAUUUAAAUUUUAGUUAGUAUUAUUAUUAUUUUUUAAUAGCGUGCAUAUAAUGCAGGAACACAGGUUUUCUAUUGAUUCACAAGAAAGUUAUUUAGUUAAAUCUCA
Molecule: messenger RNA, 884 nt
Organism: Alnus glutinosa
Lineage: Eukaryota; Viridiplantae; Streptophyta; Magnoliopsida; Fagales; Betulaceae
Product: protein yippee-like
Exons: 6
Coding region: 229-618 (129 amino acids)
Cellular component (GO): ubiquitin ligase complex
Source: RefSeq, a predicted model, not a curated record